Aegilops tauschii subsp. strangulata is the source of this 792-nucleotide messenger RNA. RefSeq names its product F-box protein At5g07610-like. The record is from RefSeq and is a predicted model, not a curated record. Lineage: Eukaryota; Viridiplantae; Streptophyta; Magnoliopsida; Poales; Poaceae. Gene Ontology annotation, molecular function: protein binding.
AUGGAAGAGAUGUCCUGGUCGGCGGCGAGCCUCCCGGAGGAGCUCCUCGUGGAGAUCCUGGCGCGGGUGCCCUACAGGUCGCUGUGCCGCUUCAGGUGCGUGUCGCCGUCGUGGCGCGCCCUCUGCUCCGACCCCGGCCUCGUCAGGCGGUCGCUGCAGACCCUCUCCGGCUUCUUCUGCCACGCCCUCCACAACCACCACGACGUGCGUUUCCUCAACUUCCCGGGCGGCAGUUCAGGCCGUCGGCCCCUGGUCGACCCGUCCUUCCCUUUCCUUCGCGGCGGCGGCUAUACCCAUGGCUUCAUACUCGUGGAUUGCAGCGGUGGCCUCCUCUGCGGGUGCUUCACGUCGCCCACCCCGUCAUCUUCGUUGGACAUAGAUUAUCUCGUGUGCAAUCCGGCAACCGAGGAGUGGACUGUGCUUCCUCGCACACAACAUAUGAACCUGCAGAGCAUCAUACGUCUGGGCUUCGACCCGGACGAUCCCUGCGGCUUCACGGUGUUUUUGUUCGAGCAGGAUCUCUAUGAUGGCGGCACGCUCACCGGACUGAAGAUCUACUCGUCCGAGACCAGAACAUGGGCUUCCAAGCAGAUUGGGUGGAGUCAAGGAAUUCAUUUGGAUAAUUCCGAGGAAUCAGUGUCUGUCUUUAUGAAUGGUGUGCUGCAUUUGCAUUUGCCGGCCAACAAUACUUUGAUCGUCACGUGGACAUGGACGGCAAGACUUGGCAGGCAUUUUGGAGGCCAUCCUUUGGUCAUGGCAUCGGGAGGUCUCAAGGACGCCUGCACACUAUAG